Molecule: messenger RNA, 3178 nt
Organism: Anarrhichthys ocellatus (wolf-eel)
Lineage: Eukaryota; Metazoa; Chordata; Actinopteri; Perciformes; Anarhichadidae
Gene: glra2
Product: glycine receptor, alpha 2
Exons: 9
Coding region: 386-1744 (452 amino acids)
Biological process (GO): monoatomic ion transmembrane transport
Cellular component (GO): plasma membrane
Molecular function (GO): glycine binding; transmitter-gated monoatomic ion channel activity; transmembrane signaling receptor activity
Source: RefSeq, a predicted model, not a curated record
CAGAGGACGGUCCUCCACCUGCGAAAGAUUUCACUUCAUAAGUAACAACACGAGCCAGCGGGGUUUUCUUCACAGCGGGAGCUCUCAGAUUUUAGCCAACGCAAAAGGCUUCCAGGCGAUGCGUUUUUGGAGUUUCACCCUCUCGGCGUCCGACCAAUGGACUGAUGUUUCUUUACACCUCCGCUUUGAGAAAUCUGUUUUUGGGAGUCAGAGUUUCGUGAAACUAAACUAUGAUUUGUGGCUGCGUUGAGGAAUGUCUCCUGUAUUCUUGUGUGACACAAGAACAUCCAAACGCCCACGACUUGGUCAGGAAGAAAGCGGUACCCCUAUUUGGAUUAUGUGUUUGACAAAUGUAAACAUAUGGAAGAAAUAAAAAAGUGAGCACAUGGGAAACCCACCAGGAAUGAAUCGGUCCUUUAUUAAGGUUUUGGCAGCUUUAUUUACAUAUUUCAUGGAGACAAACAACUUCAGAGUUGUGGAUGCCAAGGAGCACGAUUCCAGAUCAUCCUCCAACAUGUCUCCAUCAGACUUUCUAGACUCACUCAUGGGUCGCACGUCCGGGUAUGAUGCACGAAUAAGACCGAACUUUAAAGGUCCACCAGUUAAUGUUACCUGCAACAUAUUUAUCAACAGCUUUGGUUCUAUAGCAGAAACUACAAUGGAUUACAGAGUGAAUAUAUUCCUGCGGCAGAAGUGGAAUGACCCUCGGCUGGCGUACAGUAAAUACCCAGAUUCCUCCCUCGACCUGGACCCGUCCAUGUUGGACUCCAUAUGGAAGCCAGACCUCUUCUUUGCCAACGAGAAAGGGGCCAACUUCCAUGAUGUCACCACAGACAACAAGCUGCUGCGGAUCUUCAAGGAUGGGACUGUCCUCUACAGUAUCAGGUUGACUCUCAUUCUGUCUUGCCCGAUGGAUCUGAAGAACUUUCCGAUGGAUGUCCAAACUUGUACCAUGCAACUGGAAAGUUUCGGGUACACCAUGAAUGACUUGAUCUUCGAGUGGCUGGAGAACGGUGCGGUGCAGGUGUCAGACGGGCUCACGCUGCCUCAGUUCAUUAUGAGGGAAGAGAAGGAGCUGGGAUACUGCACAAAACACUACAACACUGGUAAAUUCACCUGUAUAGAAGUAAAAUUUCAUCUGGAGAGACAGAUGGGGUACUACCUGAUCCAGAUGUACAUUCCUUCCCUCCUCAUUGUCAUCCUCUCAUGGGUGUCGUUUUGGAUCAAUAUGGAUGCUGCUCCCGCCAGAGUGGCGCUGGGCAUCACCACUGUGCUAACCAUGACCACCCAAAGCUCCGGCUCCAGAGCAUCUCUUCCAAAGGUCUCCUACGUGAAAGCCAUUGAUAUCUGGAUGGCUGUGUGUCUGCUCUUUGUAUUUGCUGCACUGCUAGAAUAUGCUGGGGUUAAUUUUGUCUCCAGGCAACAGAAAGAGUUCCUUCGCCUGAGGCGAAGACAGAGGAGGAAUCACAAGGACGAUGAAGGCCGCUUUAAUUUCGCUGGCUACAAAAUGAGUCAGUGUCUCCCAACGAAGGACGGCUCAGCUGUCAAGAACGCUGUUCCAGCUGCGAACCCUCAACCAUCAGUCCCCAAGGACAUCGACACCAUGAGGAAGAAGUAUGUGGACAGGGCUAAGAGGAUAGACACCAUCUCCAGGGCCGCCUUUCCUAUGGCAUUCCUCAUCUUCAAUGUCUUCUACUGGGUCACCUACAAGAUCAUCAGGUAUGAGGACAUCCACCAGAAGUAAAGACUUAACCCUGGACAAACAACAUUUAUUUUUUAAUUUCUCAGAUUGAGAAAUGCUUGGAAAGCCCAGUGAGAGGAGAUGGGAGAAUGUGCAUUGAGAGGACCCAUGGUGGUGAUGAAGGUGUUGUUCUUUCAGGGAUAAUGUAUAAUGUUCAUGCAUCGUACAGUAAUGCUCAUGUUCGGACAUUGCGAGCAGCUCUUGAGACGCUGAUGAUUUUUGUUGUUGUUGUUGACCUGCUGCAUAACAUUUCCUGACAGAUCUGGAAAAAUGGUUUUAACUCGAGGCUCAGUAACAUGCUGGAGAAGAUGGACCAAUUUUUUCUUAAUCAAUUUUGCCUUGGCAUCUGUACAAGGAACAAAGAAACAUUCCAUGGAGUUGUAACUGUAAGGUAGCGUAAUUAGACACUCAAACACUUUUUUGUGAUUGCAAAAAAAAGGAUGUUUAGGACUCUUUUAUAUUGUACUAUUGUCAUGGCACUUCCUCUCCGUUUGUAUAAAAUAAAGCAGCAUAGCGUACGGGCAACAAAAAGCACACACAGACACAUCGGUCAGACAUUAGGCAGCAGCACACAUUUCAGGCAUGAGCGCGAACAAAGCAGAUGAAAAUUGGAUACUGAAUUUUUAUGAAAUACUUGAGGCCUUAGACAUCAAAGAUUUGGAGAGACGAAGUGCUUCUCUAUUUUUCAAGCAUCUCCUCUUGUUCAGUGGUCUAUCAGAGCCGAAUGCAGCGUUUGAUCUUUUCUACCUGUGGCCACACGUCCACUUGUUGUUUGGUGUAUUAUAAAUCAUAUUCUUGGACAAGGGAGGUUACUUAAAAUCAAUGUAAGUUUAUUCCAAUGUUAAAAAAAACCACAUUUUUCAUUUCUAUUCUAAAAUAAUCUAAACAAAUAUAUCAUAUAUUUCACAGGCUAGGUUCAUAAAAGUACAAUUGGCCAAGUGUAUAGGUUAGCCCACAAACUGUGAACACGCACUGCAUUACUCAAUGGUGUCAUAUGUCCAUAUGCACAUGUAUUCAUUUAUGUUCCAGGUAAAUACUCCAGGUAUCUUUGGUAUGGUUUUAGAGUUUGAGCCUAUGUUUUUUGUAGAUUUAGUGUGAUGAAAUAUUUAUUGUAAUGGAGGAAAGGUUAUGUUUAUUAAAAAAAGAAUAGCUUUCUGUAUACUUCUACAACCUCCGCUGUGGCCUGUUUCCCUUCACUUGGCGUGUUUGUUGCUGGAUGAUGACAUGUGUUUGUAGAUGGAUUCAACAGUGAAGGACAGAACUGCAUAACAUUGAUGGUACAGAGCAGCUAGUGGUGCUUGCACUCCUGAUAUACUGUGGUGAACAACUCCUUUUUUGAAUGCUAUUCCUUAUUUGCUGGUCCGUACAUCAAUAAACUUGACUGCACCAUAUUUACUUUACUUCCACUUCUCCUGUCAUGUAUAUGGUUGGGGGCUU